Molecule: messenger RNA, 6518 nt
Organism: Anoplopoma fimbria (sablefish)
Lineage: Eukaryota; Metazoa; Chordata; Actinopteri; Perciformes; Anoplopomatidae
Product: arf-GAP with Rho-GAP domain, ANK repeat and PH domain-containing protein 1-like
Biological process (GO): signal transduction; positive regulation of GTPase activity
Molecular function (GO): phosphatidylinositol-3,4,5-trisphosphate binding; GTPase activator activity; protein binding
Source: RefSeq, a predicted model, not a curated record
AACAAAAAUGUUAUCCGCUAUUUGGCGUCUCGGUUGUGGUCGCUAAUUUGACCUCAGAAACAAACAACUAUUACAUUUCAGAGGAGUUAAAGAGGAGAAAAGACUUGAACAAAAGGUCGUGUAAGCCAUGAUCUGAGGUGUUAAAGUCGACUUUUUUCUCUGUGGACGACACAGCCUCGCCCUUCCACAUGCUGCACUUACAAACAGUCAUGUCUCAGUCUGAAUCCUGUUCGACUGUGUGGGACUGGUUAUGUGUUCUUCGUCUUGAGCAGUAUUCUGAGGCAUUUCGGAGCGCCGGGCUGGCAACGCUACCACAAUGUUGCAACCUCACACCAGAUCAGUUGGAGCGGAUGGGCAUCACACUGCCGGGUCACCAGAGACGCAUCCUGGCUAGCCUGAACAAAACGCAUGGUAACAAUGAGACACAAUCUGACACGCACUCUCACCAUUUACAGUCCGAGAGAGAUCAGAGGUUGGAGGAAACGGGACAUCCCAAAGUGUUGCCGAGAGGGAGACCUGUUCCUAUCCCAGGGGAAGAAAAACCUGUCCUUAAGGAAAGGGAGAAAAGAGAUGGAGAGACAUUGAGACCUUUGCACAGGGAGAGAGUGAAACCAGUCCCCAGGGAGAGACAAGUGUCCAGGAUGAAAGAGGAAAGUGGUGAAGGAGAGGAGAAGAAGCCAGUUCCUGGACAAAGACAAACAGCAUCUAGAGAAGGAAAAGAGGAGGAGAGGGAUGGGGGAAUAGAUGGAGAGAGGGAGAAGCCUGUGCCUAAAGAAAGGACUAGGUUUACCUCCAGUGCUCCAAUGGACUGUGACUCCGGCCCAGUUGUCUCCCAAACUUCUGACGACUCUUUACCCCCUGUCCCUCCACGAAGCAUCCUUAACUGUCCUCCGCAGCGCUUCACCUCUCCCCUCAGCUCCUCACCUCCUGCUCGAACCCCUGCCUCCCCCAAACUGGACAGGCAUGCGGUUAAAGCCCCAGCUGUACGGAGCAGAUCCCAGACUUCCACCCCCACGAGCACCCCUACCCACACCCCGACACAUGCACCUCUCCACCCUCCCAACUUCCCCUCUCCUCAAACUCGUUCUCAGACAUUAGCUAUUCAGCCCCCUGCCAAUCCUUUGGGUAGUGAUGGAGGAAGAAUAACUUCAUCUGUCUCCCCCACUGCUUCCCAUACCAAUGACAUAAAUGCUCCACCUCUCCCACCAAAAGUAGGGGCGGUACCUAAAGGCCCUCCACCAAUCCCACACCGCUCCUCUCCCACCAAGACGAUCACUGAUGAGAUCCAGAAAGACCAAACUCCACAGGUCCCACCUCGCAUCAGGACACCCCAAACUCUAGAAGACGCACAUCAAGGUCUGUCAAAUCAACCGGACACUCAGCCGGCCCUGCCUGCUAGGAGAGUCACGCAACCUUUCCGUGAAUCCAGGUUGGAUUCACUUAAUGAUUGUUCUGAUGACUAUGAAGAACCAGACUUGUUUUACCCCGGUGCUCAUCAAAUAAACGCAUCAGACAGGGAUAUGUCCCUUCAAGUGCCUUUCCAGGCAAAAGGACGUAGUUCUUUGUACAGUGAUGAUGAGCAGUUGGAUGAUGAUGAUCCCACUCUCUGGAAUGACGGGGGUAUGGACAGUCUGCAAGGAAGUGUCUACCUGCCAAUCAGUGGCAGACUGACCUCGACCACUAAAGUCGACAGCUCUCAGCUUGCUGCUGUCAUCAAGAUGGGCUGGCUGGACAAGAAUCCACCUCAGGGAGCCCUCUAUUAUCAGCGACGAUGGGUGAAGCUGGAUGUUGACUACCUGAGAUACUUUGACAAUGACAAGGAGGUGUAUUCUAAGGGGAUCAUCUCUACUGCCUUCGUCACUAAUGUGAGCAGUGUGGGUGAGCUGAAGUUUGAGGUCGUCACAAACAACCGAACCUUCAUCUUCAGGGCUGAAAGUGAAGUCGAGAGAAACGACUGGGUGACUGUGCUGCAGGACUGCACCAGGGGGCGCCAUCUGCGCAGCACCAUGAACCCUAGCUCACCUUUGUCCCCGGACUAUCAGGGAUACCUGGAGCUCAGAGGGUUACGCUCCAAACUUUAUACCAUUGUUGCCUCAGAUAAAGUCUUCCUCUACAAAAACAUUGAGGACUAUCGGAUAGGAUUGGGAAUCACAUCCAUUGAGAUGAAUGUAGGAAAUGUUAAGGACACAGAUCGUCGUGGCUUUGAUCUCACCACGCCUUAUCGCAUCUUCAGUUUCAUCGCAGAAUCAGAGCAGCUACGAGAGCAGUGGGUGGAAGCCAUGCAGGUUGCAAUAGGUGAGGCGCUGUCGAAUAGCGAGGUGGCAGAGCGGAUCUGGGCGGAGCCUAGCAACAGCCUUUGUGCCGACUGUGAGGCUCCCCAGCCGGAGUGGGCUGCCAUCAACUUGUGUGUGGUGGUCUGCAAGCGAUGUGCAGGAGAGCACAGAGGACUGGGUCCUAGCAUUUCAAAGGUUCGUAGUCUGAAGAUGGACAGGAAAGUCUGGACAGAGGAGCUUAUACAGGUUUUUCUGUUGCUGGGCAACGAGCGGGUAAACAGCUUUUGGGCAGCUAACGUCCCGCCAAGUGAAGCUUUGACAACCUUGAGCUGCAGCGACGAGAGACGACGCUUCAUCACCAACAAAUAUCGCCAGGGCAAAUACAGGAAGUACCACCCUCUGUACGGAAACCAGAAAGAGCUCAACAAUGCUCUUUGUAUAAAUGUGCAGUGCAGCGAUGUGCUGGAAACGUUGAGACUGAUUUUCUGUGGUGCCGAUGUGAAUUGUUCAACUGGUAUGGCAAGUUGGCCCACGGUUCUCUCCCUGGCCAACGCACACUCGCAACCCUUACAGGUUGAGUUAAUUAGCCACAAUCUCAACACAGAGCUACCACGGUCAGAGGUGGCUGAAGGCAUGGAGGCGAUACAUUACUCAGCACCACCUUGUGUGUCUCACAAUGGCUUCCUGUUCAAGACUGCAUCCAUGGCUCGGGCUAUCACAGACAGCAAGGCUAGAGAAGAGUUCAGUCGUCGCUGGUGCACUGUGAAUGAUGGCACCUUCAGCUACUAUGAGAGUGACAAGAACUCAAACCCUAACGGUUCUUUGAAGGCUUCAGAGAUAGUCUGCUUGGCUGUCGACGCGCCUGAGAGACACGGGUAUGACCACACCUUCGAACUCUACUCAGAGUCGGAGCGUCUCUAUCUGUUUGGCACUGAUGACCCAGACGGCCACAAGGAAUGGGUCAAGUCUAUUGCCAAGAGCUUUAUCCCGGCCACUGCAGAGCCGCUACUGAAGUUCGCUUUCGAGCGGAUUGGGCGGCUGAAAUGUAAAGACGGCCUGAACCUUAAUACAUCUAAGGUUGGCUGGUUUGCUCUGGUGGGCUCCACACUUCACACCUACCUGGAUGGAAGCAAGGGAGAGGAGAUCCACCUCCGCAAACUGAAUGAACUCUCGAUUCAACAAGACAAUGAGGUGCUGGUUCUGGUGGAGAGAGGCAGAACUCUGUACAUAGAGGGAGAGAGGAAGUUGGAUUUUUCCGGCUGGUGUGCUGCCAUCCAGGCGGCAGCGGGCAGUGGAGGAGACACUCUGAGCCAGCAGCAGCUGACAGAGACAGACAUACCUGUCAUAGUACACAGCUGCAUCGGCUACAUCACGCAGUGCGGCUUGACCUCUGAGGGGAUAUAUCGUAAGAGUGGGGUGAACUCCCGUGUGGCAGCACUGUGCGAGAAAUUUAAUCGUGAUGCUCGCAGUGUCCGUCUGAGAGAAGGAGAGCACCAAGUGGACGACGUCUCCAACACGCUCAAACGCUUCUUCAGGGAGUUGGGGGAGGGACUGUUCACAUCAGAGGAUGGCAGCACCUGGCUCAGUGCUGCUGCUAUUCAGGAUGAAGGCAAGAAAAUCGCCCAGUACCAGCUGCUGUUGAAGAGACUGCCUUGUGUCAACAAGGCUACACUACAAGCCCUUAUCAACCACCUCUAUUGCGUGCAGCGUUUUUCUGAGCUGAACCAGAUGAACCUCCAUAAUCUGGCCAUAGUAUUCGGUCCCACACUGUUCCAGAGCGAUGGGAAGGACUUCACUGCAGGCCGUGCCGUAGAGGACCUCAUACAGCACUACACAGUCAUCUUUGAGGUGGAUGAACAGCAGCUUAAGAAGCAGCUGGAAGAGAUCACUGUUAUCAUCCAAGUGCGAGAGAAACUCAAUACAAAGUUUCCUAGUACUGAACCUGGAGGGCACUUCAUCUGCACAGUGUACCUGGAGGAAAAGAAGGACACAGCAGAGCAACAUGUCAAGAUCCCUGGUUCUAUGACGGCAGCAGAGCUGACCUGUGAGGUCCUGGACCGGCGUAACAUCAGGGUUAAAGACAAAGACUACUGGAACUGCUGGGAGGUCAGCGACAAGGAGGAAAUGGAACGUCCACUGCACUAUCAGGAGCGAGUCUUACCCAUCCUUCACUCCUUUGGCACCGACUCCCAUCUGCUCAUCAAGAAACACAUCGCUAUGGAGGCGAUGAUGGUCUACCUGGCCAGUAAAGUGGAUGCAUCCAAACACGGGAUGAUGAAAUACAGAGAGGAGAGAAGCAUCUUGGGACGCUCCGCUGGAAGUUUCCACGACCGAUAUUUCAUCCUCAAUUCCAACUCUCUCAGAAUGUACAAGGAAGUCAGAAGUAACCGUACAGAACGUGAUUGGCCAGUGAAAAACCUGAAGGUCUACAUGGGUAUUAAAAAGAAAGUCCGUCCUCCUACAUGUUGGGGACUGACAGUCGUGUAUGAGAGUAAGAAACAAGAGAAGCAAGAGAGACAGCAGUGGUAUCUCUGCUGUGACGCCCAGUCAGAAAUGAGGGAGUGGUAUGCCACUUUCCUAAGUAUUCAGUACGAUGGCAACGUGUGGCCUCAGGACGGACUCAAGCAGACACGAGUGAGCCGUGUGUUGCCGGAUGCGCGUCAUGGUAAUGUGUCACUGAUACCGCUGCGUGGCAGUGAGAAUGAGAUGCGGAACAGCGUUGCAGCUUUCAGCCAAGACCCGCUUGCUCUCUUUAGGGAUGUUCGGUAAUGGUCGCUGCAACAAAGGGCGGACAAUCGGCAUCAGAUGAUCUCUGAACAUUCCAGUGACAUCAUCAUCCUGCAAUUGUAAGGGCCAGAAUGAUGGACACUCGUACUUUAUAUGGAUUAUGGCCUUAGACUGCCGCCUGCUCCUUUGAAUAUAAACUGGACUAAAAUGUAAACGGACAAACAGGAUCACAUGUAAAAUAUAACCUACACUGGCCUCCCUGCAACAAUGACUUCGCCUUGACUUGAUGUACAGUGGAAGCAGCUGGGAGCUGUGGCAUUAAAACAAAUCAAGGAGUGACAAUAACGACGAGGAUGAAUGUGCAUCAAUUCUUCGCCCAAUGCUCAACUGUUUCCAUUGGUCAGUGGCACGUGACUCAAACACUGCAUUGCAUUAUGGGACGGAAGCAUGAAAGACGUGCUGAGAGAAACCUUCAUUUCUUUUAUGUAUUUCAGAAAAGACUUAGUUUAGUUAUUUUAAGCACUAGCAUUGAAUGCUUAGCCUUUUUUUUUUUUUUUUUUAUAUAUAUAAGAAUAAAGUUUAUUGACUUGCAGUAAUAGCUAAAUCUGAUUUAUAAUUUUGUGAUGUUUUCUGCUUUUAAUCCUUACUUUUGCUCAAAGAAUUGUCAGGAUAAUCCUUCAGUUCAAAAUUGAAUAAUUGCUAUUGUAAGCAAGGCUGAUGUCAUAGAAAACGGUGACCCGAUUCUGUCCAUGGUUUGUUCUCCAGGGACCAAGUCAAGGAUUGAGAGGUAGAGCUGAGAAAUGACAGGUGGAUCCUUUUCUGUUGCUCCUAUUUGCCUGUUCUGUACAAAACCUUGGUCAGGGUUGCAUAUUUGUGCUUCCCGUCUGCAUAUGUGCACCAGUGUGCAUACAGUAGACGUGAAUAUGUCUUUGUGUGUUUGUGAGUAUGCAAGUUUAAUCUUCUAUGACAUUGUGUAGUAAGAAAUGAGAGGUAUUUGCUGAAAAAAGCAUUUCAUUUCUUUAGAUUAAAAUAAGAGAGUCACAAUUGAUUGCAAAAUGACCUUUGCCAAACACUGUUAGGAUGUGUGUAAAUUCAAAGAAACUCUUGAUUUACUAUUGUAAAAUCAAGCAUCCCUUCUCUGAAUAACGCAUCCUAAGUAGGUCACAUCUCAAACCAUAUUCAUUGAUUCACAAUGUGCGGAGCCCUGGCCUGAUCGGUUCGUGUCCCCUGCCGUCCUCAGCGCUGCCUCCGCUCUACAGCUCCUUUUCUACCCCCUGUGAUGACAGAUAUACAGUAAAUAUACAUACAUGACAUGGGCAGUCGUGUCAUUAACCAGCAGUAUUUAUGAAGUUUUUAGAUUAUGGAUUAGUCCCAUUGAAAUAAACCUGUCUUUUAUGUUUGUUGUGCACAAUCUUUGUAUCUGUAUGUUUAUUAUAGUUUGUUAAUCAAAACAGGGUGCAGGAGUUCAAUUGAAAGACCUGGAAGCACAAAAACGAAUUAAAGUGCAUUAUAAUCUUC